UCUUGGGAGUUCUGUAGUGAGCUGGAAGGCAACUUUGCAGUCGGCGGUGACAUUGUCUACUACUGAGGCAGAGUAUAUGGCGUUGACAGAAGCUGCUAAGGAAGGAAUAUGGUUGAAGGGACUGGUUGGUGAUCUGGGUCUACAUCAUGAUCAGGCAGUGGUGUAUUGCGACAGUUUGAGUGCAAUAUGCUUGGCCAAGGAUCAAGUCCACCAUGAGAGGACUAAGCACAUCGACGUGAGGUAUCAUUUCUGGAGGACAGAGAAGAGGAUUAAGGUGAAGAAGGUUGGCACCGAGGAUAAUCCUGCUCAUAUGUUCACGAAGCCGGUUCCACAUGGCAAGUUCCAACACUGCUUGGACUUGCUGAAUGUCUUGAGUGGGUGACUCCGCCCUGCAGGGCAUUGAUGGCGGGAGAGAGAUAGAAGGAGCAGAGUACAUCAGAGAUUUCAGAGGAAGAGGAUUCAAGUCAAGGUGGAGAUUUGUUGAUGUGACUUGAAUCGGACUAUCAGCCGCUACGACUGGUAAUCGGGGGUCUCGCUGACCGGCCCACGAUGUAUGGGCUCAAUGUUAUUUGGGUUCGGGUUCUGGGCCUGGUCUGUAACCGUUUCCUUUGCCAUAUUGGAUUAGGUUUAGACCCACAUGGAGAAGUACUAUAAAUACUUCUCAUACUCCUCUGUAAUCUGUAAUCUCCUCGAUAUAGUGAAACUGGCUCUCUCUCGCCCGUGGACGUAGCUAACACGCAUCGUGUUAGUGAACCACGCAAAUCGUGUGUCUGUGUUUUUCGAUUCUCGCUUUCGUAUUCUUGCUUUAUCGAUUCCGACAAUUUCCCGAUCCGUAGCAGCGCGUUUAUAACAAAGGAUUAUUCAAAUG
Linum trigynum is the source of this 868-nucleotide messenger RNA. The record is from the annotation of a GenBank genome assembly. NCBI's taxonomy places the organism in Eukaryota, Viridiplantae, Streptophyta, Magnoliopsida, Malpighiales, Linaceae.